This is a messenger RNA of Megalobrama amblycephala (Wuchang bream), 5758 nucleotides long. It is a transcript of the gene ago3a, whose product is annotated as protein argonaute-3. NCBI's taxonomy places the organism in Eukaryota, Metazoa, Chordata, Actinopteri, Cypriniformes, Xenocyprididae. Gene Ontology annotation, molecular function: RNA binding; protein binding. Gene Ontology annotation, biological process: regulatory ncRNA-mediated gene silencing; regulation of stem cell proliferation. The transcript has 19 exons. Bases 719 to 3322 code for a protein of 867 amino acids. The record is from RefSeq and is a predicted model, not a curated record.
CCGUGCGUCGCGCUCGCGGAGGAUCAGACGCUCCAUAUUUAGCUGUAGCGAGUCUCGCAGAGGCUCUGAGUGUCAGAGAAACCCUGAGAGAGAGUUCAACUCUCAACUUAUUUCAUGUCACCACCGGCGUAAAACGAAGGGAAUACGCGCUAUUGAAAAGCCACAAGCUUCGAGUGAGGAAUCCAGUGAUGAUCGGGGACUUUAAGCGAAGAGAAGACGGCGUUUGACGGGAUUUUUUCCCUGUCAGAAGGGAAUGUAGCUUAGCUGGUUAGCCUGGCCACUAGCAGUAGCAGGCUAGCGCUGUCGAAGAGAGGAGGCGACAUAAGUGGACUUUUACUCGCUAAAACGUCAUAACACCUCAACAAACCGCCUCACUCUUUCCAAAGACGAGUUUCUGAAGGCGUCGUCGUCACAGAAACAGCGAUUCGGGACUGUAUUCGAGGGGAACUUUUCGUUUUAGCUGUCUAGCUAGCUGGCCGUCACGUCAAUCUGUCAACCGAACCUGAAAUCCCGACUAGAUAGUUCGAGGCACCGAACCUCCCUCCUCUGUCGGCCUCUGUUGAUAUACGAGCUUCUGGGAAGGUGGAUUAAGAGCCCGCAACACGGGAGGAGACGCUCGCAUUGGGUUAACGGAACCGGGCGGCCGUCGGGAUCCAAGUAGAGUUUCUGAAGUUCGUCUACUGCGAGCCGGGGACGGAACCGGACAGAGACCUCAUGAAUGGAAAUCGGAACUACAGGAGCCGUUGGGGCCCAGUCCCUGUUCUCCGUGCCACGGAGGCCCGGCUAUGGCACCAUGGGGAAACCCAUCAAGCUGCUGGCCAACUGCUUCCAGGUGGAGAUCCCCAAGAUGGAUGUCUACCUGUAUGAGGUCGACAUCAAGCCUGAGAAGUGUCCACGCCGUGUGAACAGGGAGGUUGUGGACUCCAUGGUGCAGCACUUUAAAGUCACCAUCUUUGGGGAUCGAAGGCCAGUUUAUGAUGGAAAGAAAAGUCUCUACACCGCCAACCCACUGCCUGUGGCACCCGCUGGGGUGGAUCUGGAUGUUACUCUGCCAGGGGAAGGGGGCAAAGACCGACCCUUUAAAGUCAGUAUUAAGUUUGUGUCCCUGGUGAGCUGGCACCUGUUGCACGAGGUACUAACUGGUCGCAGUAUGUCAGAGCCCUUGGAGCUGGACAAGCCAAUCAGCACCAACCCAGUUCACGCUGUGGAUGUGGUUCUACGGCAUCUGCCUUCCAUGAAGUACACACCUGUGGGCCGCUCAUUCUUUUCUGCCCCUGAGGGCUACGACCAUCCUUUGGGUGGAGGCAGAGAGGUGUGGUUCGGCUUCCACCAGUCUGUUCGGCCAGCCAUGUGGAAGAUGAUGCUCAACAUUGACGUGUCAGCCACGGCUUUCUACAAAGCACAGCCAGUUAUUCAGUUCAUGUGUGAGGUACUGGACAUCCACAACAUUGAUGAGCAGCCUCGCCCCCUCACAGACUCCCACAGAGUCAAAUUCACCAAAGAAAUCAAAGGUCUGAAGGUGGAGGUGACACACUGCGGAACCAUGCGGAGGAAGUACCGGGUCUGCAAUGUGACCCGCCGCCCUGCCAGCCACCAAACGUUCCCAUUGCAGUUGGAGAAUGGCCAAACUGUAGAACGAACAGUAGCUCAGUAUUUCAGAGAGAAGUACAACCUGCAGCUCAAAUACCCCCACCUGCCCUGUCUACAGGUGGGCCAGGAGCAGAAACACACCUACCUGCCCCUGGAGGUGUGCAACAUUGUAGCAGGGCAGCGGUGCAUCAAGAAACUGACAGAUAAUCAAACAUCCACCAUGAUCAAAGCCACGGCACGAUCAGCACCAGACAGACAGGAGGAGAUCAGCAGACUGGUGCGCAGUGCUAACUAUGAAGCAGACCCUUUUGUGCAGGAGUUUCAGUUUAAGGUGCGAGACGAGAUGGCCCACGUGACGGGGCGCGUGUUGCCUGCGCCCAUGCUGCAGUACGGGGGCAGGGUGAGCACAGAGCACUUUAUGAAUCGCACUGUGGCCACACCCAGUCAUGGAGUUUGGGACAUGAGAGGGAAGCAGUUCCAUACCGGGGUGGAGAUCAAGAUGUGGGCCAUCGCCUGCUUCGCCACGCAGAGACAGUGCAGAGAAGAGAUUCUCAAGGGUUUCACCGACCAGCUGCGCAAGAUCUCAAAGGACGCUGGGAUGCCCAUCCAGGGUCAGCCGUGUUUCUGUAAGUACGCACAGGGAGCCGACAGCGUGGAGCCCAUGUUCAGACACCUGAAGAACACCUACUCUGGACUGCAGCUCAUCAUCGUCAUCCUGCCCGGGAAAACACCCGUCUAUGCGGAAGUGAAGCGUGUUGGAGACACUCUUCUAGGAAUGGCCACUCAGUGUGUGCAGGUGAAGAACGUGGUGAAAACCUCCCCUCAGACGCUCUCCAACCUCUGCCUCAAAAUCAACGUCAAACUCGGCGGCAUCAACAACAUCCUGGUGCCACAUCAACGGCCUUCAGUGUUCCAGCAGCCAGUCAUUUUUCUGGGGGCGGAUGUCACACAUCCACCUGCGGGAGACGGGAAGAAACCAUCCAUUGCAGCGGUGGUGGGCAGUAUGGACGCUCAUCCCAGCAGGUAUUGCGCCACAGUGCGUGUCCAGAGGCCCAGACAGGAAGUGAUUCAGGACUUGGCCUCUAUGGUGCGAGAGCUUCUCAUUCAGUUCUACAAGUCCACUCGCUACAAACCCACUAGAAUCAUCUUCUACAGGGACGGUGUAUCUGAGGGCCAGUUUAGACAGGUGUUGUACUAUGAGCUGCUGGCCAUUCGAGAGGCCUGUAUCAGUCUGGAGAAGGAGUACCAGCCCGGCAUCACAUACAUAGUGGUGCAGAAACGCCACCACACACGCCUCUUCUGCGCCGAUCGCAAUGAGAGGGUGGGUCGCAGCGGAAACAUUCCUGCUGGUACGACAGUAGACACGGAUAUCACACACCCCUACGAGUUUGACUUUUACCUCUGCAGUCAUGCUGGAAUACAGGGCACUAGCCGACCCUCCCACUACCAUGUCCUGUGGGACGACAACUGCUUCACUGCUGAUGAGUUCCAGCUGCUCACUUACCAGUUGUGCCACACGUACGUGCGCUGUACCCGCUCCGUCUCCAUCCCUGCGCCAGCCUACUACGCCCACCUGGUGGCCUUCCGUGCCCGCUACCACUUGGUGGACAAAGAACACGACAGUGCCGAGGGAAGCCACGUCUCCGGGCAGAGCAACGGCCGGGAUCCCCAAGCGCUGGCCAAAGCUGUGCAGAUUCACCACGACACCCUGAGGACCAUGUACUUUGCCUAAGCCAGCUCACAUCAAGCCCACGUUCGACUAGUCAUGCACACGAAUCCGACAACCACACACACUCGCAGUCACACCUCCCAAAAGCCUGUGCGUCCCGAAGGGUCGAUCUCUGUGGCGAUGGAAGCACGGCUCACCCCAACACUGUGCAGCAGGAUGAGGAAGGCCUGCUUUAAUUCCACACGUGGACCUCGGCGCUAUUAUGCAAUAUUAAACCAGCCAACUGAGGCCGUUCUGUCAUAUCCCCUCCAAACCCUCGACGACAACCAAAAGGGAAGCCCGUCUAUAUCCCCGCUCCUCUUCCUUUCCGUAGACGUAACGUUUAAUCACUUUCCCUGCCCGUCAUGCCUUGUACCUCAACGUUUUCUAACAGCACUUUUUCCCCCCUGUUGUCCUCCCCCUUCCCCCAAAAAUGAGAUUCGAAAGGAAGCAGAUGGAAAGACUGAGUUUGGAAGAAAGGAAGUUUUGGGGAUAGAGGCGUCACACGCUCUUACUAGCAAUUUUCUCAAUGUACUUUUCUCCCGUUCUCAAUUAUUUUUGUAGCCAAUGGUGACUUAACUACGUGUUAAAGUGUCAGUUGUGAAGAACCAAUUGUGCGUUAGCGUUUUAAAACAGAAAAACAAGCUUUUAUUGUUAGAAAAGUGCCAUUGCCGAGCAUAAAAAGUACUUUAUAUGACGUACCCCGCCAGGGGGGCAGAAAGCUGACCGUUGAUUUUAAAGCAAAUUUUUCCAUUUUACGCUCAGUAAUAUCUACCUGGCCUGUGAGCUUUCAUGUACUACAAUGCAAAGUGAUCAUGUUUUGAUAUGCUUUUUUUUUUUCUUUUUUUUUUUUUUAACACCUAAAUUCCCUCCAAUAUUUAUUUGUCUCCAUCAAUCGCAGCUCCAAGCAGAUUCGUCUUGUUCACUUCCCUUCUGCACUUUGUCUCAAUUUGAAACGCAUAGUCCGUGUUAUGUGACAGAUCAUAGUUUAGUGCAAUAAUCCAUUCGCGGGAUGAGAAUACCUCCUGUGCAAAGACUCACGGUUCGCUGGAAGUCCGUAGCGGUGAAAAAGGCAGCAUUGCGGUUGGCUUUUAAGGUGGAGGUGUGCAUGUUUGGCACUUUUAUAGUAUAGUAGGCGAUUCUGAUGAUGGUGUGUUAACAAGUGCCUGCUAGAAACGCUCGAUGUUGGGAGGUCGAACGGAAACGGAUAGAUGUUGUCGGAAAUGACAAACGCACCUCAUCUAGUCCAACCACAUUCGUCUGUACGGCCUUAACAAAAUCUCUUAUAAUGCGGUUUCAACUCAACGUUAACGUCUUGAUUUUCACUGCCCUGCCUGUUCAAAGGAUUUCGCUGCUAUUGUACUUGUUAAAGUCAGACCGGCGGGUUCAUGCUUCGGUUUCGCCUAAGCACGAGGGACUGAUUGGCAGCUCUGGGCCGCGUGUUCAAGGAGAAGCUCUCGCAGCACCUGAAGUGUGCUCGUUCACUGGAGGGCCACUAGGGGUCAGUAUAGUAUUUUACUUGAAGAGUGCAUCUUGGUGCAGUGAGCAUUGGGUGCCUUGCUGUCUCUCUGUGCGCCAUCUGAAGCAUGUCCAGCUGUUUAAAGGUGAUAAUCUGCACUAAAUAAUGCGUAAUGCAUGGUGCUAUUAGGUGCGGCCCAUGGCGGCAUCAGCAAUUGGCAGAGACUUAAUGUAAGAUGGGAACAUGGGAUGCAUAAAUGGUGCUGGUUGCAUAUUUUUCUCUCACUCCGAGGAGAAAUGUCUCAUCAGGACAGACAUUUGGUCGUUUUGUAUGUUUGUUGUUGUUUGUUUGUUCGAUUUGCAUUUGAUUUUAUUGCGCAGAAUGGUACAGCACUGUGGCCAGUCAGAAUACGAUUACGGUCAAUCGCACGAAGCACUAGAAAGUGGAACAUUUUAAUGCAUAAUUAUGACUUUUCGAUAAGAAUUUCAGCCCUUUUCAAAUCCAGAACGGUUUAUGCAAUCGGAUGUUUGAUUCUUAAAUUCUAAAGUAUGAAUAAUAAAGAUUGAAACUAAUGCAGUAGGCUGUUAUAUAGAGGGUUUUCUGCGUUUUUUUUAAAGUGUGCAUUAGAGGUCGGACCUGUAGAGGAAGGUACAUCAUGUUUUAUGCCUAUCGGGCCUGUCAAAAGUGGUUUAAGUGAUGCUGUAAGCAUCGAAACAGCAGCUACUGAAAUUGCGCCCUUUUUAUCUCACCUUCCCUAAUGAAACAAACCACUAUUGGUGCUUCAGAGCCUUGGAAGUAAAGCCGCCCGUGUGCGGAUGCCAAACAGUUUAAGAAGCAAUCUUGAUGAGUUGUCAUGCAAUUUUAUUUUUUUGUGUAGUUUUAACUUCAAAUAUAUAUAUAUAUAUUUUACUAACCCUUGCCUCUUAUUUUGGCAAGAAAUGUCUCUUUAAAGGGAUAGUUCGGUUAUAAGUGAUAAUAAAUUGUUAUUAUUUAGUCAUCCA